AAAGCAUUUUCCAAGAGUUUCUGCACGUAAAAACCUCAUUUUCAUUUCUAAUUCCAAUUUCGAUUCCGAUCCCAUCUGAACUUCCUUUGAAGUCCAUUAAACUCUCUGCUACCGUCAUAGAUCUUGCAUCCGACCAAGUCUUCGACCAGCCGCUGGCAGGCCAGCAGGGCCGUGAGCACGGUGGGAACGGGCUUCCCAAAAAGCCAACCCUGAUUUCAUUCCCGUUUCGAUUCCAAGAGUUUCUCCACAAGUUAUUUCCGAUUCUAAUUCCAAUUUCUCUGAAGUUCCAAUUGAAGUUUUUUUGAUUGGGUGCAUUCAGUCCAGGCUUGGUGUUGCUCACAACCAAGGCUCUGGUAAUUUUUACUCGACUCCGGUGACAGUGUUGACAUUUUCCAGCAACCUCUGCAACUCUGAUCUCCCUCUCUUUUUCGGUAAUCAUUCUGAGAACUUAGAAUUGCAUUACUUAGAGGGUUUUUGCAAAGGUACAUUAUCUUCUUUUGAUCAAUUUUUUGUGCAAAAUGAAUCCUCCCCCCCAAAAGGCUUCUGAAUUGCAUGUUGAUUCAGAAAGAGCAUGAUGAGAUGGAAGCCUUAGUACAAGAUGCUCUUGGAAUUCAUGACUUUCCUAUAGACAACCAACAAGAUGAUGAUGGAGUACAUGCAUCACAUCUUGAUGAAUUAUUGAAUGAAGCAUUCCUUGAAAUCAAAAUUCCAGCUUCUGCUUAUGCAAUAAAAAGGCUCCAAAGACUUUCUAUGUCAUCUAAAACUUCUAUUGACAUGAGAUGGCAUGAUGAAGGUUGUACUACAGAUGGAAAACUUAGACACCCUGCUAAUGGUGAAGCUUGGAAAGAAUUUGAUCAACGAUACCCUGAUUUUGCCUUAGAUUCCCGCAACAUUAGUCUUGGUUUAGCUAGUGAUGGUUUGAAUCCAUUUCAGCGAAUGAGCAAUGUCUACGGUAUAUGGCCAGUAAUUUUAAUCAUAUACAAUCUGCCAACUUGGUCUUGUAUGAAACAAUCCUCAUUCAUUUUGUCAAUGAUUAUUUCUGGGCCAAAAAGCCCAAGGAAUGACAUUGACAUCUAUCUGUAGCCUUAAAUAUGAUGUAUGUAUAUGCCAAUAUGUAAUGCAAGAGUUGAAGAGUUUCUUAAGUUAUUUUUGAAUCCUCUCCGUCCAUCACUUCCCUGCAACUGCUUACAAGUUUCCUUAGUUACAUUUUCUUGACCACAUUUGUCAAGUACAUGUGGAAAUUGACAUGCAAUAAAUAUGAUGUAUGUAA
Rubroshorea leprosula is the source of this 1270-nucleotide messenger RNA. The record is from the annotation of a GenBank genome assembly. NCBI's taxonomy places the organism in Eukaryota, Viridiplantae, Streptophyta, Magnoliopsida, Malvales, Dipterocarpaceae.